CUCCACAUGCCUUUCACACAGACUGCUUUACGUGUGUCCAUAUUCUACAACUAUUUCCUUCCUUGAGUGAGACGACUGCUGGUCCAACUGUCAUUGUGGAACGUUUGAUGAUACUAUCCGGAGGAGAAACUUUAUUUGUAUGUUGGAUUAAAGAGUGGGCGCUCUGUGAUUUGUCUCAGAGGAUCUCUGGAUUUAUGGAUUACCUUGACGGAUCCUUGGGGCAGUUCAGGAACUUCCAGAAGGAAGAUUUUGAAGUUGACUGGAUUAAGGUGGCAGAGAGCAGAUUUGGUCAAGUGUACCAAGUUAAAUUCAAGCUGUGGCGGGAGAAAUGUGCGCUGAAAAUCUUUCACACCACACUGUGUGCAAACAACUUUUACAGAAUAACAAGAGAGGAGGUGUCUAAGAUGGCCAAAAUCAAAUUCAAGUACAUCAUGUCCAUUUACGGCUUGUGCACCAAACCACAUGCGUUGGUGAUGGAGUUUAUGAGUAACGGCUCUCUGAACAACCUCCUGGCCAGUCACUCUUUGAUGUGGCCAAAGAAGUUCCAGAUGAUUCAUGAGACAUCGAUGGGUAUGAAUUUCCUCCACAGCCUGAAACCGCCACUGCUCCACCUUAACCUUAAGACGUCCAACAUCCUACUGGAUGACCACCUCCACAUUAAGAUUUCAGAUUUUGGCCUCAUCCACUGGGAGGAGGGCAUGAACAAGAAAUUGUUCAUUGAGCAUCUGACAUCCAGAGGGAACAUAAGUUACAUUCCUCCAGAGUCAUUCACGCAGUACCCUGACCCUCCAGGAACCACCUUUGAUGUCUACAGCUUUGCAAUUGUAAUGUGGGAGAUUCUGACCCAGCAGAAGCCUCAUUCAGGUUGCAGUGUGACCUCAGUGCUCCUCCAGGUUUCACAUGGUAGACGACCAUGUGUAAAACUGAUAGCAGACAACAAGCCUCAUGAGUGUGAUCAGAUGAUCAGCAUCAUGGAGCAGUGUUGGGACCAGGAUCACAGGAUGAGACCAGAAUUCUCAGACACAGUGAGGCAAACUGAAGCUCUGAGUGAAAUCCUGAAGAUCCCUGAUGCAGUCAAGUCUCAGAAGUACAGCGACCAAGGACAGACGCGGAAUUACCCCUGGCUGGUUACCCCUGGACAUAAAAUUGUUUUGCCUGAGCCCUCUAACCUUCCCUCAGGUUAUUGCCAUGGUAAUGAUGGCAUUCUGUCACUGCUCUCAAAGAAGGAGUUUGUCAGUUUCAGGCAGACAGUGAAGCGAGAGGAAGCCUGUGCAGUAUUCUCAGACAAAACCAGCCUCCUUCACCACACUGUAGCCAGCGGCGACGCACCAAGUGUGCAACACGUCCUGCAUCUGGGCGCCAAGGUCAACUGCACCACUGCCAGAGGUUACAGCCCUCUCAUUAUCGCUGUCCUCUACAGGUUUCACAAUAUUGUCUCGUUGUUGCUGGAACAUGGGGCGGAUGCCACGCAUGGAGACGAGGACCAGUGGACAGCGCUUCAUUUUGCUGCUCAGAAUGGCGACGACAGGUCUGUACGUCUCCUGUUGGACAAAGCCGCUGUUGCUGAUGCCAAGGAAAAAGCCGGCUGGAUGCCUCUGCACCUAGCCUGCCAAAACGGCCACGAAGCGGUGGUUCGUCUCCUGCUUUCACGGCUGUCAAAUGAAGCAGUUGGAGAAAAGGAGGACACUCAAGGGAAGACGCCACUCCACCUAGCCUCCACCUUUGGACACGUCAGUAUCGUCAAACUACUUCUCAGUCAGAGAGCAGAUCCCAGUGUGACGGACCGCUCUCUCAGUACGGCUCUGCACACCGCGGCAGAGGAAGGCCACAACCAAAUAGUGAGACACCUGUUGGCGAGUGGGGCUCAUACUGACGAUGUGGACAGCAGAGGCUGCACGCCACUUCUCCUGGCUGCUUUGAAGGGUCAUACCGGGAUAUGCAGGCAGCUGCUGUCAAACGGGGCUAAUGCGCAGGCCAGGACCUUUCAAGACUGGACACCCAUACACCUGGCUGCCUUACGGGGACACGAAUCCACUGUGGUCCAGCUGGUGAAUAAGGGAGGCAGUGUGGAUGCUCAGGGUGAGAAUGGAUGGACCCCUCUCCACCUUGCCUGCUACCAAAGUGAGCCCGAUGUGGUUGCUAAAUUACUGCUAAUGAAAGCUAACCCCAAUGUGAGGGAGCACAGCGGAGGUUGGACACCUUUACACAUAGCCUGUGCCGGUGUCAGCUUCCCGAGUGUCCUCCACCUGUUGUUGUAUCAUGCAGAUGUCAAUGCAGUAAACUGGGGAAAGGUGACUCCGUUACACUUAGCGGCCCAGCACGGCUGUGUUCCGAUUGCAAAGGCUUUGCUCCUGAACGGUGCGGACAGGACAAUGCUGGACUCUUCUGGGGCCACGGCUUUGAAUGUGGCCCAAAAGUGUGAAAAAUGGGAUAUGGUGCAACUGCUGCAGGAAGGAUGCAUUCCUCUCACUAAUGAGAAGUAUUCCAGAAAUGUUACACUGGACAAGUUUGACUUCUACUUCGGUAUUGUUUUGCCUGAGCCCUCUAACCUUCCCUCAGGUUAUUGCCAUGGUAAUGAUGGCAUUCUGUCACUGCUCUCAAAGAAGGAGUUUGUCAGUUUCAGGCAGACAGUGAAGCGAGAGGAAGCCUGUGCAGUAUUCUCAGACAAAACCAGCCUCCUUCACCACACUGUAGCCAGCGGCGACGCACCAAGUGUGCAACACGUCCUGCAUCUGGGCGCCAAGGACUGCACCACUGCCAGAGGUUACAGCCCUCUCAUUAUCGCUGUCCUCUACAGGUUUCACAAUAUUGUCUCGUUGUUGCUGGAACAUGGGGCGGAUGCCACGCAUGGAGACGAGGACCAGUGGACAGCGCUUCAUGCUGCUCAGAAUGGCGACGACAGGUCUGUACGUCUCCUGUUGGACAAAGCCGCUGUUGCUGAUGCCAAGGAAAAAGCCGGCUGGAUGCCUCUGCACCUAGCCUGCCAAAACGGCCACGAAGCGGUGGUUCGUCUCCUGCUUUCACGGCUGUCAAAUGAAGCAGUUGGAGAAAAGGAGGACACUCAAGGGAAGACGCCACUCCACCUAGCCUCCACCUUUGGACACGUCAGUAUCGUCAAACUACUUCUCAGUCAGAGAGCAGAUCCCAGUGUGACGGACCACUCUCUCAGUACGGCUCUGCACACCGCGGCAGAGGAAGGCCACAACCAAAUAGUGAGACACCUGUUGGCGAGUGGGGCUCAUACUGACGAUGUGGACAGCAGAGGCUGCACGCCACUUCUCCUGGCUGCUUUGAAGGGUCAUACCGGGAUAUGCAGGCAGCUGCUGUCAAACGGGGCUAAUGCACAGGCCAGGACCUUUCAAGACUGGACACCCAUACACCUGGCUGCCUUACGGGGACACGAAUCCACUGUGGUCCAGCUGGUGAAUAAGGGAGGCAGUGUGGAUGCUCAGGGUGAGAAUGGAUGGACCCCUCUCCACCUUGCCUGCUACCAAAGUGAGCCCGAUGUGGUUGCUAAAUUACUGCUAAUGAAAGCUAACCCCAAUGUGAGGCACAGCGGAGGUUGGACACCUUUACACAUAGCCUGUGCCGGUGUCAGCUUCCCGAGUGUCCUCCACCUGUUGUUGUAUCAUGCAGAUGUCAAUGCAGUAAACUGGGGAAAGGUGACUCCGUUACACUUAGCGGCCCACGGCUGUGUUCCGAUUGCAAAGGCUUUGCUCCUGAACGGUGCGGACAGGACAAUGCUGGACUCUUCUGCCACGGCUUUGAAUGUGGCCCAAAAGUGUGAAAAAUGGGAUAUGGUGCAACUGCUGCAGGAAGGAUGCUGAUAAAGAAAGCAAUACAAAUGUAACUGAGAAGGUAGCAAUAGACUUAGAGCAGACAUGUCAGGAGGGUUUCAAGGUCAAUCUGUGGUACAAGCAGGAUAACUCUGCCUGGAGCAAUA
Messenger RNA from Thalassophryne amazonica, 3943 nucleotides. RefSeq names its product ankyrin repeat and kinase domain containing 1 (gene ankk1). NCBI's taxonomy places the organism in Eukaryota, Metazoa, Chordata, Actinopteri, Batrachoidiformes, Batrachoididae. The record is from RefSeq and is a predicted model, not a curated record. Gene Ontology annotation, biological process: regulation of cell cycle process; protein phosphorylation. Gene Ontology annotation, molecular function: protein kinase activity; ATP binding; protein binding. Gene Ontology annotation, cellular component: cytoplasm.